AUGAAGCCAGAAGUGGAUGCCCAGAGCAGCAGCCGGCCGUGCCCGGAGCCGGGCUUCCUCGGGGGCCAGGGCUGCGCUCGCCCCUGGCCCGUCCCCGCCGGGGUUUCCAAGGAGACGUGGGCCGCCGUCUGCGCCGCGGAGCCGCCCGAGCACGACCAGGGCCGGCGGGAAGCGCGGCCGCCGGGCCGGCUCUUCGCCCCCGAGCUCGUUGGCCAGGAGGAGGCGUGGCGGGGAGACCAGCUGUCCUCCCAGCUCUACAGGAACAAGCAGCUUCAAGACACUUUGCUUCAGAAGGAAGAGGAACUUGCUAGGUUACAUGAAGAAAAUAAUAACCUCCGACAGUACCUGAAUUCUGCCCUGGUUAAAUGUUUAGAAGAAAAAGCCAAGGUAUUUUGUUCAGACCUGUUCCAAAAGACCUCUACUAUUCUCAAAAACACCAAAAAGAGAUUAAAAGAGGACUACUGCUUUGCUCUUCAAGAAACUCCUCAUGCUUCUAAAGCUAGAAGGAACCUCUUUAAUGAAUUCUCUGCCUGUGAAGAGCAAGCCAGCCCUGCUGUGGACAGCUGGGUCUUGGAGACUUUAGGAUUAAAAGACGUCAACACCAUUGAUGAAUCUUCAGCUAACUACAGUGCCUUGACUUCGGACCUUGGAAAAGACACAUACUGCCUUAGCCCUGGUGAAGCCAUCGACUAUGACCACAGUGAAGCAGUGGCAGCAGCAUACAGCUGCAGCCACAUGCCUCCAGCUGACAGUACGCAUCCAUACAGUGAGGACUCUUCCUUCCUUUCUCAGUUUCCUUCAGCACCACACACCUCACCGGAGCCAAGCAUUUCCUCCCUUCCAGCCUAUGAGUUGCCAUAUUUGACUAACAAUUUGUCACCUAACAAAACAGAAGUGGCCUUCACAACAUUUCUAAGUCCUCACCGCAAUGUGAGAACACACACCUUCCAACAAGGACAAGCUUUUGUGCGCAGAGAAGAUGAUGGAGGAUGGAGAUUCACCUGGGUGCCUAAACAGGCUGAAUAA
Molecule: messenger RNA, 1026 nt
Organism: Centrocercus urophasianus (Greater sage-grouse)
Lineage: Eukaryota; Metazoa; Chordata; Aves; Galliformes; Phasianidae
Gene: GMNC
Product: geminin coiled-coil domain containing
Exons: 6
Coding region: 1-1026 (341 amino acids)
Biological process (GO): negative regulation of cell cycle; negative regulation of DNA replication
Cellular component (GO): nucleus
Source: RefSeq, a predicted model, not a curated record